Messenger RNA from Penicillium coprophilum, 1857 nucleotides. RefSeq names its product ferric reductase family protein. The transcript has 6 exons. Gene Ontology annotation, biological process: intracellular iron ion homeostasis; iron ion transport; copper ion import. Bases 1 to 1857 code for a protein of 618 amino acids. Lineage: Eukaryota; Fungi; Ascomycota; Eurotiomycetes; Eurotiales; Aspergillaceae. Gene Ontology annotation, cellular component: plasma membrane. Gene Ontology annotation, molecular function: ferric-chelate reductase activity. The record is from RefSeq and is a predicted model, not a curated record.
AUGAUGGAAAUGGAGGCUCAAGGCACACCCUGGCUUGAUCAGCCGGUGAUGCUUCAUUCGUCUCGCGCCGACAAGUGCAAAUUGACCGAAGCCCAAUGUCUCUAUCGCAAUUAUCGCUGGCGAUACUGGUACCAAGCCGACCAUGUUUAUGCAUUAAGCACCGUCUACUUCAUGUGUGCAGUGAUUGGAGUAUUCACAAUAUCACACUUGCUUAUACGACUCACUCCAAAUAGAGUGAAACGGAAUAGAUCAUGGCGCUGGUUCACUUCAGUCUCACGAUACUUGUCUUAUCGGGGAUAUCGAGUGCCUGCGCUGCGCUAUUGGUCUCCGGCGUUAGGUGUGAUGAUUCUGGGGGCAGUUGGCGCUGUAUUCUUCUUCGCGAUGACACUCGGCCCAAAGCCCUAUUACUGGCCGACAGAUGCUUCUUAUGGAAGUAGUCCUCCGAUUGCGACUAGAUCGGGCUGGAUGGCCCUUGCACUGCUUCCCUUUGUACUGGCACUGAGCACGAAAGCCAACAUGAUCUCUGGGGUGACUGGUAUUCCGCAUGAAAAACUUCAAGUGUUCCACCACUGGACUAGCUAUGCGAUGUUUGUGUUGGCUUUGGUUCAUACAUUCCCGUAUAUCAUAUACCACAUCAGAAAAGGGGACAUGGUUCAUCAGUGGAAGACAAGUGUUGUUUACUGGACAGGAGUUGCUUCUCUCAUAUCACAGACAUAUCUAACCCUGAUGUCUUUGUCAUGCAUUCGUAACAGGUUCUACGAAUUCUUCAAAGCCACGCACAUCUUUGUGGCGGUAGUGUUUGUCAUCUUCUUCUUCCUUCACUGUGAUUUUCGGCUCUCUUCCUGGGACUACUUCAUAGCCUCGGGCGUGAUUUACUUCCUAAGCUUGAUAGCCAGCCAUAUCCGUACCUAUCUAGUGCACGGAAUUCACAACGCAACUCUCGAACUCCUCCCCAGCGGUCUUGUCCGCGUUUCGGUCCCAUCGAUCAUCAAAUGGACCCCCGGUCAGCACGUAUUCGUGCGUUUCCUCACAUCCGACCUACACCUACUCACCGCCCAUCCCUUCACUAUCUCCUCCGCAUGUCGCAAUCCAGACGAAAUAGGCAAAGCCUCGAGAAUAAUAUUCUAUAUCAAACCACGCGAUGGCGUCACCGGACGCCUUAGAGCAAUGGCUGCCAAGAAUCCAGGCUGCACGAAGAAGAUUUUGAUAGAGGGGCCGUAUGGCGGCGUCAGCGAACCCCACAUGGCGCAAUUCGACACGAUCCUAGUGAUAGCUGGCGGUUCGGGAGGCGGGUUCUCAUUAGCCAUGGUCGACGAAGCACUCCGGUUGACGGGGGUAGACUCACCGGCGAGCGAGAAACGAGCACCCUCCAGGAGAAACCUCCAAGUUGUAUUCUCAACCCGUGACCACGCCAUGGCAGAUUGGUAUAUCGAGGAGAUCGAAUCACGACUCUCGGAAUCGACCAUAUUAUCCGCAGACUCGGACAACGGGUUUCAAACUGCGGUGUCUGUGCACGUCACUGAUCAACAAGUAUCGGAGGUUCCCUCGACUUCAGAGUCAGGCGAGGUGAAGGGCACGGCUGGCAAAAUGCCGCCGGCUGAGAUUACCACCACGGGAAGUUUCAGUUUGAAUGUUCACCGCUAUGCUCGGCCUGAUCUUCCUGGUCUUGUUGCACACACUGUUGAGAUGGCACAUAUUCAAGGGAUGCAUCUUGAGAAGAAGCAGCGGGUUGGAGUUUUAGUUUGUGGUCCUGCUUCUAUGCUACAUGACACUCGGAAUGCGGCAGCUUUGGCGCAGGCGAGGGUGUUUAGGGGCGAGCUUGAGGAGCUAUAUUUGCAUUCUGAGCCCUUUGUGUAA